AUGGCAUUCCCCAAACGUAUGUCAAUAGGCAGCUGGAAACAGCCUUUGAAGCCAGAGACACCGAAAGUAAUCACUUUCGAUGCUUAUAAUACCCUCUAUGCUACGACCUUGCCGGUCAUGGAACAAUACUCGAUAGUCGCCAAGAAAUACAACAUCAACACAGACCCAGAACAGUUAAAACAGCGAUUCCCAGCAGUAUUCAAAGCAUUGAAGAAAGAGCAUCCAAGUUACGGCAAGUAUACCAACAUUACGGCGAUUGAAUGGUGGUCUCUACUGAUAAGAAAUGUCUUCCAUCCUGCAGAAGCUUCAAAAGAGAUGAUAGAUGAGAUACUCUCGAGAUUUGAAGGUGAGCAAGCCUACAAAGUGUACCCAGACGUUCUGGAUUUUUUAAAAGAGGUCAAAAUGAAACAUCCUAAUGUGGUUCUUGGUAUUAUCAGUAACACUGAUCCAAUUGUUGAUAUAUUGCUGAAGAAUCUUGGGCUUCAUGACUUUUUCGAAGAUCAUAUAUAUCUGUCCUACAACCUUGGAGUGAAGAAACCAUCAAAAGAGAUUUUCGAUCGUGCUAUUGAGGACAUCUGUUCGAAAGUUCCUGGGCUCUUAGAGAGUUCGAGCCUGCAGGAUUUGAAAAGAAGGUGCUGGCAUUGUGGUGACGAGGCAACUAAUGAUUUGCAUGGCGCCGAACAGGCAGGCUGGAAUGGAGUGCUCAUUGAUAGACAUAACAAGUAUGGCUAUCUGUCCAAGUCCUUUGAAGAGGUCGAGCGAAGCGCAGACCUUUUAUCCAUUGAUAAAAUCGAUAGUAAUUGUGAUGCAAGCUACAAGCUAAGUUUAAAACAAACGGAUACACUUUUUCUAAAGGAAAGAGCUUGUGUUGUCUCCAACUUUGAGACUUUAAAAGCUAUGCUCCUUUAA
This is a messenger RNA of Torulaspora delbrueckii, 909 nucleotides long. It is a transcript of the gene DPI35, whose product is annotated as Dpi35p. NCBI's taxonomy places the organism in Eukaryota, Fungi, Ascomycota, Saccharomycetes, Saccharomycetales, Saccharomycetaceae. The coding region runs from base 1 to 909 and encodes 302 amino acids. The record is from RefSeq and is a predicted model, not a curated record. The transcript has a single exon.